Molecule: messenger RNA, 6599 nt
Organism: Onychostruthus taczanowskii (white-rumped snowfinch)
Lineage: Eukaryota; Metazoa; Chordata; Aves; Passeriformes; Passeridae
Gene: RNF130
Product: ring finger protein 130
Exons: 9
Coding region: 666-1952 (428 amino acids)
Source: RefSeq, a predicted model, not a curated record
CUGCGCAGAGCGCGGAGCUGCAGUCGAGGCGCGGGCGCGGAGCCGGUGGUGGAGCCGCGGGACGGUGCGGGGGCCCCGCCGCCCUCGGGGCGAACCGGGCAUGAAGCGACGGCUGCCGGCUGCGGACGCCGGGCUGGGCACUGAGCUGCGCCGCCUGCCGCACUAAGGCGGCGACGAGCCCCGAGGCGAACCGAGGCGGCGCGGCGGGCCGAGUCCGAGGCGAGCCCCGCGGCUGUUGGCGGGCGCGGCAGCGGCGGCUCCUGCCAGCAGGCUCCCCUGGGCUGGCGAGGGGCUGCGCGGGGAGGGGGCCGCGGCACCGCCCCCGCCUCCUCCCCUCCCCUCGCCGGGCCGGCGCUCCCCCGCGGCGGCGGGCGGGCGGUAUGAGCGCGGCGCUCUGAGGGACCGGCGGAGCUCGGCUUCCCCCGAGCAGCCUCCCCUGGGAGCCGCGGCGGCGGAUCGGACUCGGCUGGGACCUGCCAUGACUCCCCUGGCUCCUCCCAUGGCAUGAGCCCGAGCUCUCCUCCCCGCUCCGCCCGCUUUUGGUCUCUCUCCGCUCCCGGGCUGUCAGAUGGGAUAGGACACACCCGGGCGUGCGGGGCUCGACGCUGCCGGGGAGAAGCGGCGGAGGCAACCGGUGACGGCCGUCGGCUCGCCUGGAGUCGAAGAUGAGCUGGCGGUGGGCUCGCCAGCACUGGAACGGCGGCUCCUCCGUGCUGCUGCUGCUGCCGCUGCUGCUGUGGCACGGCCGGGUCCGGCCGGCCGGCGCCGACAACGCCAGCCAGGCGUACUACACCGCGCUCAUCAACGUGACGGUGCUGAGCCCCGAGCGCGGCGGCCCCACGCUGCUGCGGAUCGACCGCGGCCGCUACGGGCAGGACUCUCCGAAGGUGGAGGUCAAGGGGCUGCUCGUGGCUCCCGUCCCUAUCAACGGAGUUGCAGAUCGUCUGGGCUGUGACCCUCGAACACGUUUCCAGGUCCCACCAAACACCAAGCAGUGGAUUGCUUUACUACAGAGAGGAAAUUGUACAUUUAAAGAGAAAAUCCUGCGAGCAGCUUCACAUAAUGCCACAGCUGUGGUCAUUUACAACAAUGUAUCCAGUGAAGAACCUGUCACAAUGACUCAUCAAGGAACUGGAGACAUUGUUGCUGUCAUGAUUACAGAAUCGAAGGUUAAGGAGAUCCUGAAUUACUUGGAGAAGAAUAUCUCUGUCCUGAUGGCCAUAGCAGUGGGGUCCCGUGUUCCUCCAAAGAACUUCAGUCGGGGCUCUCUAGUCUUUGUGUCAAUAUCAUUCAUUGUUUUGAUGAUCAUUUCUUCAGCAUGGUUAAUAUUUUACUUCAUCCAGAAGAUCAGGUACACAAGUGCACGUGACAGGAAUCAGCGUCGUCUUGGAGAUGCUGCCAAGAAAGCCAUUGGUAAAUUGACAACCAGGACAGUAAAGAAGGGUGAUAAGGAAACAGACCCAGACUUUGAUCAUUGUGCUGUCUGCAUUGAGAGUUACAAGCAGAAUGAUGUUGUUCGCAUUUUGCCAUGCAAGCACGUGUUCCACAAAGUCUGUGUGGAUCCAUGGCUCAGUGAGCACUGUACAUGUCCAAUGUGUAAACUGAACAUUCUGAAGGCACUGGGAAUUGUGCCCAACGUGCCGUGCACGGAUAACGUCGCCUUUGACAUGGAGAGGCUGACGCGGGGGCAGCCGGCGAGCAGGCGCUCGGCGCUCGGCGACUUCGGCACCGACAGCUCCCUCAGCCUGGAGCCCCUGCGCACCUCGGGCAUGUCACAGCUGCCACAGGACGGGGAGCUGACACCGAGGUCAGGAGAGAUCAACAUCGCAGUGACAAAAGAAUGGUUUAUUAUUGCCAGUUUUGGCCUCCUCAGUGCCCUUACACUCUGCUACAUGAUCAUCAAAGCCACAGCUAGCUUGAAUGCUAAUGAGCAGUCACUUCUUCCAUCGUAACUCUCUGUCCCCUCGAAGCCUGGUCUACGAGAGCGAGUUCUCAACCAUCGAGCCUGCCUUGGACAUGUACGACGAGAACAAAACCUGAAAGGAAUCCAUGCUCCUUCCUGGCCCUUUUUCCGUUUUUUUCAUUUCUCAUUCCUAUUGUUGUGUACUCUUUCCAUGGAUCUCCUUUGUCUGAAGAAGAGCUGCUUUUUCCAGAACACGAACCCGCCUUCUCGUUUGCACAGACGAAGACCAGCUGUGGUGGAUUCUGAGGGUGGCAUCUUUGAGGUGACAAAGAGCUGUGACAAGCAAGGUUGUCUGAUGGAAAUUGCUGAGUAACAGCAUGGGGAGCUGUGUCGGCCCAGCCGCGGCGAUGCAGGAGAGGUUUUACGGUGGCCCUAAGAGUUUGUGCUGAACUGCAAAUGUGUCUCUUACACAGGCAUCUGCUGUUUCCAAUUUUUUAGUUGUCCAGAUGGUUGGGCAAUGUCAGAAAGGGAACUGGUUGUAGAGGAGAUGGCCAGUGACUGGUAAAAGCACUCGUAUAUCUUGGUCAAUCCAUAACCUUACUGUGAAAUAUCCCCUUCUGAGAGGGACCUUUAUAAGUGCAUUGAGUUUCCUACAACCCACUUAACCCCGGACAGUGGCAAGCCAGUCUGAUGUUCAAGCUGCAGAGAGGACCUGCAUUUGCAGAAAGAUUUCAAGGAACUUGAUGCUUGGAUUUUUUUUUCUCCAAUUUGGUUGAAGCAGGAGAAAAAUGGUAUACACAGAAUAUACUUUUGGUCCUUCUGUGUGCUGAAGUCAAGUGAGUCUCUUUGUGUAGAGAGGACAUUCACAGAACCAGCACUUGAUCUACCUAAAAACCAUUAGACUUUUUGAAAUAUGCAGGAAUCAAAUAAGCUUUCUUUCUCACGUAACUUUUUUUUUUUGGGGGGUGGGGGGUAAAAAAUCCACCAAAUUUUUCACUGAGGUUUUUUAAAAGCCAGCAUGUUGGCAUUACACAGAGAAGAAAAGAGGUAAGCUUCUUAUCCCACUCUCCUGUUGAGAUCUGCAACAGUUAUUUAACAAAUACGUUCUCUGAGCUGUGCCCUUUCCCACUGACAUCAAUAACGGGAAUGCAGAAAGCAGGAGAAGAAAGGAAAGCAGCUACUGCUUUGACACGCUGCAGGAAAAAUCAAUUUUUACCAGCAUGUGACAAAAGCGGUGGGGAAAUGGAUAUUGUUUGCAAGCUUCUGAGAGAACAAUGCAGAAAUGGAGAGCGAGAGAGGAACCUCUGGAGCUAAGUCAUGCACAGCGUUCCUCAGAUGAGCCGACAUGGAGGAGCGAGCGCUUCUGCUCCACCGUUUCCUACCGGACAAUGCAUAGAUGUUAAUGAAUGUUUGGAUUUUUCUCCAUUGCAGUCUGAGUUACUGUAGGUGUAGAAACUCAUUUGUGUCCUUGUAAUGUGAAACACAGUUUCACCCUCUGUAUAGGAAUCUUGAGAAAUCAGUUAAGCCAAAAAGAAAGGUAAGACUUAUCCUGCCAUGCUUUAAUUUCACCUGCUUUUGCAAGCAGGGGAAUUUCCCCUCCUUUAUAAUGUUUUUAAUUAUAUAGCAGUCUGCUUAACAUAUAUCCUUUUCUGAAGUGUGGUUCAGCUGUGUAUUUAACAUGGACGUUCAAGAGAAAAAGAAAAACCCAGCUCUGUAAAAUGAGGAAAUGAGCCUCUUUGCCGAGCAUGCUUUGACUUUUGUUGCUGUGCAUCAGCUUUAUUUAAUCUGAUAAUUCAAGAGUGGGUGGCAUGAAGUGUAGGGAGGUUUUUCUCAUAAUACCCACAUUGAUAUUUACCAAAUGCACUUUUAUUGCCAUUCAGCUCUCUCUGGAAAUGCGCUGAAGCCCCAGACUUUUUUAAGAGCACAAUUUUGACACCCACUUUCUCCUACAAAGCAGAAGUGAAGGUCACAGGAAGUGCCACAGGGGCUGGGGCAGCAGCGGCUCGUGGUCAGCAUCCCUCCUCUGGUGCGGGGCAGGCAGCGACGGCUCCGCCGGCAAGCCCAGGCACAGCUCCCCAUCCCAGCCUGGCUGAGCUGCACCCAAGCCCAGGCACAGCUCCCCAUCCCAGCCUGGCUGAGCUGCACCCAGGCCCAGGCACAGCUCCCCAUCCCAGCCUGGCUGAGCUGCACCCAGGCCCAGGCACAGCCCCCCAUCCCAGCCUGGCUGAGCUGCACCCGUUCGGGGCUCAGGGGCGGCAGAAGGGCUGGUUGAGCAGCCCCUGUUUUUGUAAUUACAUCUGUGAGAUCAGCAGGGACACGUGGGAGCGGCGCCUUGGGAACGCAAAUGCCCGAGAGGAAAAUCGCCGUCUCUCAAGGAUGUUAUGGGGUUUGUUUUUAUCCAUGGGGGCAGUCAGGUUAUGAUAAACCCAGAUACCUGGGUUACCUGGCCCAAUGCCAACGUGUCUUGUUGUCUUCCAGCCAGCACAGAGCUGCUCUGGUGGGGUUUUGGGUAGGACAGGCUCUUGUAGCACCGUGUGGGGUGCUGACGCCCCAACCAAAUCCUUCUCAUAGGGGCUGCCCCAUUCCAACAGAGGGAUUUCCCCUAAGGCCACCGGGAAUGUCACUGGGACAGUUUCAGCACAAAACCAAACCUGAUGAUUUCUCAGCUCCAACUGAGACCAUUUGCAGGAGCUGUGUGCCAGAAUAUACAGAAAAGCUAGAAGAGGCAUGGAAAUUAAAAAUUAGAAAGCACAAAUCCCCCCAAACACAAAAUAAUAACAGUGUCAUUUGUGUUCUGCUAAAUCUUAUUUCUAACUGAAUAUCUUGGCUUUAAGCAACAGGAGGGCAGGUUUGUCUCAGUGGAGAUCAGGAUCUGGCACAGCAAUGUAAAAAUGGAUUUGUGCUGAAGGAUCUUGGAUAGGGGAGCAGGUAUUUGUAGUAGACAUCCUGGAUUUGGGACAUCUUGCAACACUGGAAAAAUUAAAAGCUUGUUCAAGCAAUCAGUCCCUACGUGAGUGCCAGGACGUGCUAGAGCAGGCCUUCCCCAGUUAGUCAUAUUUAGUAUGGGGAAGAGGCACCACAGCAACAUGGGUGAUUUUUUUCUGGGCUGUGCUGGUAAGUUUGAGGUUUUCCUUUUAAUAUUAAUCAGUAUAUAAAAAAAGCUUGAUGAGCAUUGUUGUUCUUGUUCUGCUGCAGUGGUGCUGUGUGUGGUUGAGUCAUUUCACAGAAGUAAAAUAUACGGCAACCUACCAAGCACUGUAAGUGCCAGUAACUUGGAAAAUCAUUCUCAAGGUUAAAAAAAAUUGCUUUUUUUAACAGGAAAACAUUCAGUUUAUGAUUUCUACGUAUAAGAAAAAAGCUUUUAUCUCCAAGUGUUUUCCUACAGUAUUUAAACCCCAACACUUUGCCUUCUCUUUCUCAGCUUCCUUUUCUAGGAAAGUUUUGCAUGUUCCCAUAAGACAUUUGUAAAAUCAAGGUUUGCUUGUGUUCUUAGAGGAUAAUUGCCAGUAAGAAACCAGACUGUAAGUGUGCUUUUUACCUAUAAUACACAACAUUAAUUAUUAAAUUUGAAGCAUGUUAAAAUUUACCUAACGACCCUCACAAUUGCUCUCUCCAGUGAGCUCAUGUGUUGGAAUCUGCAUUGUCCCUUUGCUCUAGGAUGCUUGCCCUGGCACCUGAGGAUGCUGUUGGAAUAGCCAGGUGUCCUGCAUUAGCCAAAGAAAAACCAAAACCAGUUCAAUAAACAUGUCUAGGACUAUGUUAUGAGACUUUUACACAUCUAUUUUCUUUAAACACAUUCAUGUAAAAUACUGCAAAGGCUUGGGAGAGCCAAACUUUUUACCAGCUCCUGGAAAGCAGAGGGAAUUCUGCAGGAAACAUGGGUCACAUGGGUCACGCUGGGGCUCCAGGACUUGUUCAGUCCAAUUUAGGUUUGAGGUAGUGCCACAGUCAGUUCAUGAGCUGAAGGAUGAAGGCACCAGGGUUGAGCUGAAGUUCAGGCAGCUCUGCAGCCUGAUUACUGGCAAGUGAGUUGACUUAAUUAUUAAAAAUAUUUGUUAUUUUGCUUAGCUAAUAGUAACUUGUUUUUUACAGCACAGGAAAUAGCAGAGCAGCUCAGAAGCUGAGGCGCAGUGGGGCAAAGGCAAGAGCCACGGGGCUGCUGCCAGCCCUGCAGGGUGGGGAGAGAAGGACAGGAGAGCUCAGGGCAGAGACCUCAGGAAACACCUUCAAAUUCCCAAGUAAAGCUUUUGCUCAUUUUUCACCCUGUGUUACCCAGCCAUACUUGACCUAAUUUUCCAGCCUGAGCGGUGCAGAAGAGUGUGUGAUGUGCCAUGACAGCUUGCAUAUGUGUUGUUAUAUUUAAAGAUAUCUUCACUUUUUCCUUUCCCUGCUAGACUUGCACUGCAGGGCAGCCUCAGCUCUGGCACACUUGGUGGAAACUGGUGAGCAGGGGAGGGAGUGAGAGAGGGAAAGAUGUUCCAACUAAACAGACUGGGGGGAAAUCAGGGGAAAGGUAGACCGCACUUCAAUAUGCUGGUGCUCAUUUCUGCUUUUUUCCCCUUGUCUUUGAAAUAUUUAAGAGGAAAAAGCUGUGCUCCCUGCCCCUUCCUUGUGGGAUGCAGUGAUAAGAGCAGGACUCCAGAUGGGAUUUUGCUCCUGAUGCAGAGCCAUAAUGCUCUGUAACCUCCAGCCAGUG